Linum trigynum is the source of this 1294-nucleotide messenger RNA. The record is from the annotation of a GenBank genome assembly. NCBI's taxonomy places the organism in Eukaryota, Viridiplantae, Streptophyta, Magnoliopsida, Malpighiales, Linaceae.
AACGGUGAUUACAAUGGUUAGCAUGGUGCUAAUUGGUAACUCCCAAAACAUGCCAGAUGGAAAUAUAUUGCCUUCUAAUAAAAAGAUAGGAAAAAUCUCCCUCUCCAUCUCCCUCGUCUUCCACACCACCGACCAAUUUCCUUCUUCCUCCUCCUUUUCUUCUCCGAUUCUUCUUGUCUGGCUCUUCAAUUUGACUAGAUAAUUUGUCGAAAAUUCCAAAUAUGAGAUGUCGAGAGUCAUUGUGGCAAAGAAACCUAAUUACCUCUGCUCCCAAUCCCAUAUCUCUACCGCCGUGAAAUCCACCAUCUCCUACACCAUUGCACGCUCCUUCCCUUCUGUCUCUGACACCCUCUCCUCCACCAGCUGUCGUCGCCGCUUCUCCACCCUUUUCGUCAGCCUUUUUGGCACCGUCUCCUUCGACGUUGUCGUUAAAUGUGGCAUCGCGCUAGUUCAUCUCCUCUUCUCCAACAUCUUCAUCACUUUUCCGAUCUAAGAUUAAGAAAUCUCUGGAGCUUCCAAAAUAGAGGAACAAGGAAGGUGAACCUCGAGAAGCAAGUCUUCACCGCAUCGAGAGAGCAAAAGAUAUGUAAAGAGGUUUUAUUGAUGAAGCUCUAGUUAUGAUCUCUCCAAUACGCUGGGUUGAAGAUGCAUAGACGAGGGACAGGAACAAUCUGCCAUUCCAUAGCAGGUCCCCGAUAUAACUUAGCCGCUUCUCGACUACGGGUUUUCAUUGAGUGAACCAGGUGGUCGACGGUAACGCCCAGAUUAGAUAUGGGAAUGAUAAUUUUUUUUCAGAUUUGGAACAAUUAAAACUUCGCAGACAAUAACUGAGGGAAUGGUCACCGAUCAGAAAAUGGGGUUUUCUAUCUAAAAUUGUGGGAAUGAAAUAGAAUGGAGGGCUUUUAUGGGUGUAACGUAGGUAUGAACAAAGGAUAAAUUGGUUUGGAGGCAUUUAGAAAUCAAGUUGGAUUUGGGUUUCUGAGGGAGAGGCAACAGUUUGAAUCCAACCCUAGAAUUUCCCUUUUGAAUCUACAUCGAUGGGGAAAGCUAUGAAGCGAUGAGGAUACAAGCGGCGGGCGGUGCAGGAGUUGGUGGAUGGGGAAGGGUUCGCGACGUGGUGGUGGUGAGGGAAUAUUUUUGGGAGAUUUUUGUUUUGUUUUUUUAAAGGUUUUUAGGGUGCUUACAUGGCAUCCAUGUGGUAUCUACGUAGCAAGUCAGGUCUAGCAAUUGCUGACGUGUAUGUUGAGGUGAUUUUUUUUACAAAGUGAUUUUUUAUUAAAUUAUUAUUAUAUUG